Molecule: messenger RNA, 5722 nt
Organism: Stegostoma tigrinum
Lineage: Eukaryota; Metazoa; Chordata; Chondrichthyes; Orectolobiformes; Stegostomatidae
Product: kelch-like protein 31
Exons: 4
Coding region: 327-2246 (639 amino acids)
Cellular component (GO): nucleus; cytoplasm
Molecular function (GO): protein binding
Source: RefSeq, a predicted model, not a curated record
GACAGUCUUGUUCUCCAGCUCUUAGAAGCUAGCUGCUGAUCUAACACCUCCGCACGAAGCCGCAGUUCUCUCCUGAAACCAACUCAGCGAGUUCCAUCAAAUAAGAUGCUGCCAGAUCAGCUGAGCUUUUCCAGCAAAUUGUUUUCGUUAUUGUUCUCUGAAAAGUUUUACUUUGGACUCCGAUUCCUCGCCGUUAGAAUCUGGAUUCGGACACGAGACUGUCCAGCAACUCAGUGCCUGCUGCUCGUUCAGAAUAUUAUUUCCAGUCAUAACGCGGCGAGAGUGUGCUCUUGAAUUGGGAUUGAGUUGUGUUUGUAAAACACACAAUGGCACCAAAGAAGAAAAGCACUAAGAAAAACAAGACUGAAAAGAAUGAUUUACCAAAAAUAAGCAUUGUUGAGGACACUACCAUUGACAUCGAUCAGCUGAACCAUCUUAACACACUCUAUGAUAGUGGAUCAAAUGGGUUUCGAUGCACAGCCACAGAAGUCUCCAAUCCCAAUCAUGGCAACAUCCUUUUGGAGGAAAUCAGCAGGAUGCGCCAGGAGAGACUGUUCUCUGAUCUCACACUAUCCACUAAAAAUAAAUCCUUUGAUGUCCAUAAAGUGGUGAUGGCUGCUUGUAGUGAUUAUUUCCGUAACAUAUUGAAAAAAGAUCCUUCGAUUAAAUGUGUCGAUGUUAAUGAUGUUUCACCUUUGGGUUUAACUACUGUGAUAACCUAUGCCUAUACAGGGACACUCAGCUUGUCUCUUUAUACUAUUGGAUGCACCAUUGCCACUGCCACCCAAUUUCAAAUGUGUACCUUGAUCAAUAUGUGCACUGACUUCCUCAUCCAAGAAAUUAAUGUGGAAAACUGCAUGUACAUUUCAAAUAUUGCUGGGACAUAUGGAUUAAAUCAGGUUAAAGAGUCAGCAAAGAAAUUCAUCCGUGAAAAUUUCUUGGAGUUUUCAGAAAAUGAUCAAUUCAUGAAGCUGACUUAUGAUCAAAUAAGUGAUUUGUUGAUGGAUGACAGCCUGCAAUUGCCCUCUGAGCUCACUGCAUUUCAAAUUGCUAUGAAAUGGUUGCAAUUUGAUUCCAAAAGGGUGAAGCAUGCAGCUGACCUGUUGAGUAAUAUCAGAUUUGGUACCAUUUCAGCGCAUGAUCUAGUCAGUUAUGUUCAACCUAUCCCAUGUAUGAUGCAAGAUCCAGAUUGCCAUCGACUACUAGUAAAUGCCAUGAACUAUCACCUUCUGCCUCAUCAACAGAACUCAAUGCAAUCAAGAAGAACAAAGCUCAGGGGAGGACAAAAGGUUCUGCUAACUGUAGGUGGUCGACCAGCUUUGACUGAGAAGGCUUUGAGUAGAGAAAUCUUAUACAGAGAUCCAGAAAAUGGAUGGAACAAACUUGCAGAAAUGCCAGCUAAAAGCUUCAAUCAAUGUGUAGUUGUGAUGGAUGGCUUUUUAUACGUGGCUGGUGGUGAGGAUCAGAAUGAUGCCAGAAACCAAGCUAAACAUGCUGUCAGCAGUUUAAACAGAUAUGACCCUCGUUUCAAUACGUGGUUUCAUUUGGCCAGCAUGCUUCAGAGGCGAACCCAUUUCAGUAUGUGUGCCUACAAUGGCCUGCUUUUUGCAAUUGGUGGUCGGAAUUCAGAUGGUCCUCUUUUGUCCAUGGAAUGUUACAUCCCUUCCACUAAUCAGUGGCAGAUGAAGGCUCGGAUGGACGUUGCCCGCUGCUGUCAUGCUUCUGCUCUUAGUGAUGGCAAGAUCCUGAUAACUGGCGGCUAUAUCAACAACGGUUACUCUCGUACAGUGUGCGCCUAUGAUCCAACAAUAGACACUUGGAAAGACUAUGCUAGUUUGAGUACACCCAGAGGAUGGCACUGUGCAGUCACUCUUGGUGAUUAUAGCUACGUGACAGGGGGUAGUCAGCUUGGGGCGCAAGGUGAGCGGGUUGAUGUGAUAACAGUUGAACGCUACAAUGCUUAUAAUGGGCAAUGGAGCUACGUGGCUCCCCUAUCCAUUGGUGUAAGCACAGCUGGUGUAACAACCCUGAAUGACAGAAUUUAUCUAGUUGGAGGUUGGAAUGAAAGUGCAAAGAAAUACAAGAGCUGCAUCCAAGUCUACAAUCCAGAUCUGAAUGAAUGGACUGAGGAGGAUGAGCUACCAGAAGCCACAGUGGGUGUCUCUUGUUGCACCAUUAUGUUGCCCAACAACAAACUUCGAGAGUCCAGAGCUAGUUCUGUAGCAUCAGCAGCAAUCAGUAUCUAAUGAGCAGCAUAUCUUAAAUUUUAAGAAACUCUUAAACAGCCAGAUUUCAAAUGUAAACCCCAGUAUUAUCACCCAGUUCUUUCAUCCAUAUGGCCUUACCCAACAUUUUACCUGACAGUGUCUAGAAAAACUUGCAUUAUUGGUUUCAUGGCAGAGCGGGCAGCAGCUGGGUAACUUUGUCUCCUAGCGUUUUCCAAGUGGAUAUCUUUACAGAAGGGUUUGACAAAUCUUUUCACAAUGCCCUAAAAACUCUAACCUGGUGCAUGAAAAUGUUUUAUUUUCCAAAAAAUAAAAAUUGUCAAAUGUUUUCCAUGAAGAUACUGCUUCUUAAAUGUCAAUACAAGUGGCCAAGAUACACAUAUAUCUUAAAUCAAUCAAAAAAUCGUUCAUGGGAUGCAGUAUUCUGCAAGAUCCAACCAGUUAUUGGUCACUUUCUAUCCGUCAUGUUAUUGAUUUGUUAUGAUCUGACACGCUCUGAAGAAUGAAAUCGAUUAUAUUUCCGUAAGUUAGACUCAAUAAAAGUUGCAUCAAUGUUAAGAAGCCUGAGAGGAACAAAAUGGAGACAGCUUUCUUUAAAAACACCAAAUUUAUUACAUUUCCAAAUUGAAAAAUAAGAAAUUUGUCAAUUCUCUUCCCCUUAACUAUCACAUCUUGAGAUAAAGUGAAUAUUGUACAGAAAUGGUAAGGAAAUGUUUUGUUGAUUAAAAGGUGGCCAUGCCUCAUCUAAAAGCUUAAGUGGUUUGCUAAACAUUUGACACAGCACUUUUGACAACCUCACCAAAAAGCAACCAAAAUCCUUUGAGGUUCCACAGGAUGAUUUAUUUUGAUUUGUUAAUUGACCAAAGUAGGAAGUGAAAUGCCAACAGAUUUAGCAAUGAGUUGUCAAAAUUAAGAUUCAAAGUUAUCAAGAUUUUAAAAAGCAAACAAUAAAAUAAAGUUUUGACAUUUUAAUAUUAGCUGCAUGAAAGUGAAAGCAAAAUUUUCAGUAUAAUGCAGUGAUUAUUACAGUAAUGAGAGCUAAGGUUUGCAUUAUGAAAGCAACUAGUAAUUUUUAAAAAAAAAGCAAAACUGAAGGAAGUUGUUAGUUAAAAAAAAUUAGAUAAUGACAAUGAUGGAAUUUUGUAGCUUUUCAGUAUAAGGAAAACAACAAGUUGUAGUAGAUGAACCUCAAAGCUCAACUAAAAUUCUGUAAUCAGAAAUUUUCUUUCCACAUUUUGUGAGGAUUUGUGUUUUCACUUUAUACCUUGUUUUAAUUUUAAAACAAUCUGAUGCUUCAAGUUGUCAUCACAAACCAAAUCAAAGUUCUCUUCAUUUAAAAACUAAACCAACUUACCAAAUGAAAAAGAAACAAGUCAGCAAGUAAAAUGAUGGAACAAGAUGGAAAGGCUACAGACUUGAGAUUUAACUCAACCUUCCCUUAAUUUCCAGUUUAUCACAUUGCAAUAAGAAUUGGGGUGUAGUUCUGGAGGUUUAGUCCCAUGGCAGAAUUAAAAUGAAAAUGUAGCUACAGGGCAAUGCAGCAAAGUAUAAGGGUAGAUUGGAUUACUAAGCACAAGAAUGGAAAAAGAGGUUGAGAAGGACGAGAGGCAAAUUAAUGCUUUUAAUAGUCCUCUAGCUGUAAAAUAUCUGACCAAGAUUGUGACAAAUCACAAAGUGAGGCACGCGACUGUUAAGCCCACACAUGAACCUGUCCAAAGCAAUUGUUUAAAUAUGACACUUCAGACCGCAGGAUCAAGUUAAAUAGCUCACAGCUAAACUAUUAGACAGAGGGCCUAGCAAUGUAGAGAAGGGGCACAAAUUGGUAAGAGGCACUACUGGCAUCCCAACAGUUGUCUUGAAUUAGAAGUGGCGCAGGGACUGACGUUCUUCACCUUCCUAAUGGCAUAAGUGUGGACAGAAACUUUUAAGUACAAAAGUCUUUUAACGUAGCCCACUUUAAACGUGACCUGAUGGCACAGCAAACAGUAUGAAACAAAAAAAGAUACAAAUUGUAUCAUUUUACUCAAAACUUGGAACAGAACUCCAUUUCAAGUUUAAUUAAUAAGGGAAAUACUAUUUCCAAUGAUCAAAAUUGUGUUUCUGGUAGGAAAACCUUAUAUAGAUUUUAAGAAAAGAUGAGGGACUUUACCAAGGUGACAGUGAAAGCAAUGGAAUCUUGAGUAAUUUUAAGUUGUUGCAGUUAAAGUGUUUAGGCUAAUGUAAAAAAAAAUGUCCUGGAAAGUUUAAAAAUUGAUUGCUUAUUGAACAAAACUAACUUCCAGUAUUUAAUGACACUUUUUAAAUGAAACUAUUGGCCCAAAAAACAAAGAAGCUGUAAAUAUUUCAAAACAACCUUACAUUAUCUGUUGUGAGCACAAUUGAAAUAAUAGUGAUUCCUGAAUAUCAGUAUCAUUGAAACUGUAUCUGACUAAAUCAAGCAAUCGCUUCUCCAACUGUGCAAAUUUUCAAUCAAGCACAGAACUGCCAAAUUUAUAUUCUGGAAAAAUGCCCAGAGAACAUAUUUAUUUGGAAUUAAACUGGGAAAAAUGGCCAUACAUGAGAUAUGGGUUGGUGGAAGGUGAUGGUGAAUAAUGUUACGGAGCACUCCUCUUUAAAUCAACAAUUUAAGACAUUCAGGUGCAAACACAGCUCAACACAAAGUACAGUUGAGUAUUUUGACUUUUAGAAAAUAAACAGCAGAAUGAGAAAAUGCACACAAGCAUCAAAAAUAAAUCUGAAAAACAGUUCAUUCAACAUGGUUUGCAAAGGAAUUGAAGGAUAGCUUUUUAAGAAAAAAUACUACUGUAAACUUUCUACUUGGAAUACUGAAUAAAUGAUCAUUAUCAGCAAAAAGGGGUUGAAACUGGUGCUAAACAUACAGACUAUAAUGUUAUAAUGAAUUUGCAAUUAAUUAUUACCACCAUAGCUCACUGGAUACAAGACAUACAUUGUAUCCAGAAGUGAAAGAUAACUAAUAUGAGCUAAUAAGCACAAGCCAACAUAACUGAGCCCUGGUCAAUGUAGAACUGAUUUCUCAAUUUUAUGAUGACCAGGUUACAUCUGAACCAACCAAAGUUUCUAUGUAACAGAAUAACAACACUGAGAAUCUUUCUCUCCCAGGAAUUCUCAAACAAGGUUGAAUGAAAUGGUACAAUAUAUUCACAUCAAGUUUGCAUUCAUUUAAACUUCAUAUGCCCAGAGAAAGAGGGGAAGGGAAAGCGAGGGCGAAACUGAGGUUAAGGAAGGGGUAGAAGUGAUGGUGGGGGAGGGGAGAAAAAACAGAAAAAGUUAAUACUGCUCUCUGUGUAACACAGACAGGCUGGUGGCUAAAAGUAAAUGGAAUAAUGUUUGAACACUACAGAAAGUAGCAAGAAGUGUUUUUCAAAGAAAACUGCAUUCAUCUAAUACUGAAAUGUGUCAAGUUCUUUGCCUAUUCACUGUCAUGAAAAGAUUUGAAUUACUAUUUAUGUGUGGAAUAAAAAUGUAUAAACAGUAAA